GGCGUUUGGCACGCGCGGCUCACCCCACCGCUGGCUCGGCCGCCGCCAUUUUAUGGCUGCCCGCGUCCGCCCGCCGCCGUCUGCGCAGGCGCGGCGGUGGCGUCGCGAGAUUCCGGCUUCCACCCGCUGUGACGUUCCUGGGAGGCGGCGACGUGCGCGCGGCCCGUCGCCAUUGGGCUGGCCUUGCGGAGGGCGGGGUCGGCUCCGCCCGCACUUCUCGGCCUUUCCUAACUGCGGCAGAUGGGAGGGGGCCAGAAGAGCCGGGGAGAGAGAGUGCGGCUGCGCAGUUCCAGAGGCGGCAGUGGGCGUUGCGGUUGCUGCGGUCUGGGCCCAGGGAAGGAUCGUGUUGGGAGCCGAGUUUUAAUUUUGUCUGCAAGGGACCUGGCCUAAUAAGAGGCACUCUUGGCAAUCUUGUUUAUAACAUCACCGGGAAAUACUAGCCGGACACCAUGAGUGGUUGUCGAGUAUUUAUCGGGAGGUUAAAUCCAGCGGCCAGGGAGAAGGACGUGGAAAGAUUCUUCAAGGGGUAUGGACGAAUAAGAGAUAUUGAUCUGAAAAGAGGCUUUGGUUUUGUGGAAUUUGAGGAUCCCAGGGAUGCGGAUGAUGCCGUAUAUGAACUCGAUGGAAAAGAACUGUGCAGUGAAAGGGUUACUAUUGAACAUGCUAGAGCUCGGUCUCGAGGUGGACGAGGUAGAGGACGCUAUUCUGACCGUUUUAGUAGUCGCAGACCUCGAAAUGAUAGACGAAAUGCUCCACCUGUAAGAACAGAAAAUCGGCUUAUAGUUGAGAAUUUAUCUUCAAGAGUCAGCUGGCAGGAUCUCAAAGAUUUCAUGAGACAAGCUGGGGAAGUAACCUUUGCGGAUGCACAUCGACCUAAAUUAAAUGAAGGGGUGGUUGAGUUCGCCUCUUAUGGUGAUUUAAAGAAUGCUAUUGAAAAACUUUCUGGAAAGGAAAUAAAUGGGAGAAAAAUCAAAUUAAUCGAAGGCAGCAAAAGGCACAGUAGGUCACGGAGCAGGUCUCGUUCCAGGACCAGGAGUUCCUCUAGGUCUCGUAGCCGGUCUCGGUCCCGGAGUCGCAAGUCUUACAGCCGGUCCAGGAGCAGGAGCCGGAGCCGGAGCAAGUCCCGUUCUGUUAGUAGGUCUCCUGUGCCUGAGAAGAGCCAGAAACGUGGUUCUUCAAGUAGAUCUAAGUCUCCAGCAUCUGUGGAUCGCCAGAGGUCCAGGUCCCGAUCCCGGUCAAGGUCCAGAUCAGUUGACAGUGGCAAUUAAACUGUAAAUAACUUGCCCUGGGGGCCUUUUUUUAAACAAAACAAAUUCCCAAACCAUACUUGCUAAAAAUUCUGGUAAGUAUGUGCUUUUCUGUGGGGGGGGGGGGGGGGUUUGGGGGGGGGGGGGGUUGGGCUGGAAAUCUUUGUAGAUGUGGACCACCAGGGGUUGUUGAAAACUAAUUGUAUUAAAUGUCUUUUGAUAAGCCUUCCGCUCACAUUUUUGUGAAUGUCUGAAGUGUAUAGUUUGUGUAUAUUGAGAGAGCUCUUUUAUAACUAAAGCAAAUUUAAUUUUUUUGUACUAGAAAAGAUUUGAACAUUUUCGUUCUUGGUUAUUCAAAUAUGUUAAUUCAGAAUUAGUUUAAUGCAUCAAUUAAACUAAUUAAUAGCUUUGGACAUUUAAAAGAGCUCUAAAUUUGCUUGUACAUAAUGGCUUGAGUUUUCCUUGUUAGGGUCAAGGGUGUCCUCCCACCCACCCUUUAACAGCUGCCUGACAAAGACACGGUAAAGCAGCUGUUACUGAUAAUAAAACAUUAUAAAAAUUG
This is a messenger RNA of Lontra canadensis (Northern American river otter), 1809 nucleotides long. It is a transcript of the gene SRSF5, whose product is annotated as serine and arginine rich splicing factor 5. The transcript has 8 exons. Bases 450 to 1268 code for a protein of 272 amino acids. The record is from RefSeq and is a predicted model, not a curated record. Gene Ontology annotation, molecular function: mRNA binding. Gene Ontology annotation, cellular component: cytoplasm; ribonucleoprotein complex; nucleus. Lineage: Eukaryota; Metazoa; Chordata; Mammalia; Carnivora; Mustelidae.